Balearica regulorum gibbericeps (East African grey crowned-crane) is the source of this 619-nucleotide messenger RNA. NCBI's taxonomy places the organism in Eukaryota, Metazoa, Chordata, Aves, Gruiformes, Gruidae. The record is from RefSeq and is a predicted model, not a curated record.
GACUUUAGCUUAUUGCCAAUGGGUGGAAAAUCUUCACGAGACUCAAAAGAUGGUUUCACUUUUUGGCCCCUUCAGCGACGUGCUGAAGUGGAUCCUCUGCCAUCUGACCAAAGGGAUCGUGAAGCGGGAAAUGUAUGGCCAUGGCAUUGGCCGCUUCUCAGAGGAGGAGAUGUACACGCUGAUGGAGAAGGACAUGCGGACUCUAGCGGGCCUACUGGGUGACAAGAAGUACAUUAUGGGACCAAACGUUUCCACUGUUGAUGCCACUGUCUUUGGGCAUCUGGCACAGGCAAUGUGGACACUACCAGGGACUCGACCAGAGAGACUAAUCAAAGGUGAACUGAUUAAUCUUGCUAUGUAUUGUGAAAGAAUAAGGAGGAAAUUUUGGCCAGAAUGGCACCAUGAUGAUGAUAACACUCUGUAUGAAUCCGAGGAAAGCAGCGAAGCAAGCAAGACUUACUCCCCUUUGCAGGACUUCAGUUUUUAUUCAAGGACAGAAACAUUUGAUGAGGAAGGGAACAGUAUUUCUCAAACACCUGACACAGAUUACACUGGACACUCCCUCUUUGAUUCGGAUGUGGACAUGGAUGACUACAGAGAUCAUGAACAAUGCAAGUGA